UCUCACUAUUAUUUUCAUUUAUUAUUAUUUUAAUGUAUUAUAGAAUUUUUUAGUAAAUUUUUAUUUAAUAAAUUUUAAUUGUUUAAAUUGUUAGUAAAAUGUUAAAAUGGCCGAUUCCACAGCACGUGAUUCCAACUCUCCAAAUAACACAAAUAAUAGUUCUCACAAUAUCAACAAUGUAAACAAUGUAAACAAUAUCAACAAUAUUCACAAUGUAAACAAUGAUAAGAAUGAGAAGAAAGAGGGAGGAGUGGAAAAGUAUUUUUCGGGUAUGUUAUUUUCGGAUUUUGAGUUAUCUGAGCCGAUUCUCAGAUCGUUGACUGAGAAUAACUUUACGAAGACUACUGAAAUUCAGGCGAAAUGCAUCCCUCCCCUCCUCCAAGGCAAGGACGUACUCGGCAAAGCCAAAACCGGUUCGGGUAAGACGUUGGCGUUUUUGAUACCGUUGGCGGAGGUGUUAUAUCAGGUGAAGUUCUUGCCUCGUAACGGUACUGGCGGUUUAAUAAUAUCCCCGACUCGUGAGUUAAGUUUACAAAUCUUCGAGGUUGCCAGGGAGGUUUGCAAGUACUUACCGCAGACCCUGGGGCUGGUAAUGGGCGGUGCAAAUCGAAAACAAGAAGAGUUUAAACUCUGCAAGGGUGUUAAUAUCUUAAUUGCAACGCCUGGCAGGCUCCUGGACCACAUGCAAAAUACUAAAGGAUUUGUGUACAAAAAUCUGAUGGUGUUUGUCAUUGACGAGGCGGAUAGAAUUUUACAAAUCGGAUUCGAACAGGAAAUGAACCAAAUUAUCAAACUCCUACCAAAAAAUAGGCAGACCUCUUUAUUCUCUGCCACACACACUUCCAACGUCGAGGAUCUCGCCAGACUCUCACUCAAGGCACCCGUGUUCCUCGAAGUGAUGAGUAAUGAGAGUGCGACGGUGAGUGGGUUGGAGCAGGGUUAUGUGGUAUGUGAGGCUGAGAACAGGUUCAUGUUACUGUACACAUUUCUGAAGAAGAACCUGGACAGGAAGGUGAUGGUCUUUUUCAGCAGCUGCAACUCUGUCAAGUUCCAUGACGAACUCCUAAACUACGUCGACAUACCCGUCAAGUCAAUACACGGCAGAAAAAAACAAACCAACAGACUCACCACCUACUACACAUUCUGCAAAUCCAACAAGGGUAUUUUACUGUGUACUGAUGUUGCUGCUAGAGGUUUAGACAUUCCUAAGGUGGACUGGAUAGUGCAGUAUGAUCCUCCGGAUGAUCCGAAAGAUUAUAUCCACAGGGUGGGUAGAACGGCUCGUGGCGCUGAGGGUAAGGGAAAGGCGAUUUUAUUCCUAAUGCCUGAGGAGUUGGGGUUCCUGCACUACCUAAAAUCACUAAACGUCACCAUCAACAAGUACGAAUUUAACCUGAACAAAAUCGCAAACGUACAAGUACAACUCGAAAAACUCAUUGAAAAGAACUUUCAUCUCAAUCGAUCCUCCAAAGAUGCAUACAGAUCUUAUCUACACGCGUACAUGUCGCAUAGUUUGAAGGAUAUAUUUAACGUGCACUCGUUAGAUUUGAAGCGAGUAGCAAAGGCGUUUGGGUUCUCAACACCCCCAAAGGUGGAUCUGAACACAAAGCCCUCAAAUCGCAGUAAAACAAGACUUCUCAAGUUUCACAAAUCCAUUAAAACCAAAUAAAUAUACUAAACACUACUA
Messenger RNA from Theileria parva strain Muguga, 1687 nucleotides. It is a transcript of the gene HAS1, whose product is annotated as ATP-dependent RNA helicase HAS1. Gene Ontology annotation, cellular component: nucleolus. Gene Ontology annotation, biological process: maturation of LSU-rRNA from tricistronic rRNA transcript (SSU-rRNA, 5.8S rRNA, LSU-rRNA). The record is from RefSeq and is a predicted model, not a curated record. Gene Ontology annotation, molecular function: RNA helicase activity; ATP binding; nucleic acid binding. The transcript has 6 exons. NCBI's taxonomy places the organism in Eukaryota, Apicomplexa, Aconoidasida, Piroplasmida, Theileriidae. The coding region runs from base 107 to 1669 and encodes 520 amino acids.